Messenger RNA from Trifolium pratense (red clover), 2946 nucleotides. RefSeq lists its product as uncharacterized. Bases 1 to 2946 code for a protein of 981 amino acids. The record is from RefSeq and is a predicted model, not a curated record. The transcript has 2 exons. NCBI's taxonomy places the organism in Eukaryota, Viridiplantae, Streptophyta, Magnoliopsida, Fabales, Fabaceae.
AUGGACGAGAGUAAUCAUGAAAUGGUUAAUACUCUAACUUCACAAUUGGGGACUAUUUUGAACCCUUUAAUCAAUAAUACAAAUAAUAAUUAUCAGUUGCUAGCCCAUCAGAUGGGGCGGAUUGCAGAUUUCUUUGGUACUCCUACAAUGCCUAACCAAAACCUUCAGCCCAUUCGAAACCAAACACAAGUUCAGAACCAAGGGUUUCAUGUGAACAAUGAAGUUCCAAACAAUCAAGUACCACAAGUGGUACAAGAGGAACCACCGGCUCCAGUGGUGCACCAUGUGCCAGAGCCUGAAGUAAUUUUGGUUAAUCGAAAUCAGAAUGCUGACGAAGUGAUUCGAAACGUGCAAAGAAAUAAUUUUGCGCAACAAGAUAACUUGGCAAAUUUGGUCGAAACGAUUUUAACUCAAAAUGGUUUCAAUGUUGGCCUACAUAGGCCUAACUUUAUUUCCCCAUUAUCUGAAUACGUGUUACAAACCGAAUUGCCAAGGGGAUGGAAGAUCCCCAAAUUCACAAAGUUUGCUGGGGACACAACUGAGUCAACAGUGGAACAUGUGGCAAGAUUUUUUGCCGAAGCAGGAAAUUUGGCAGAUAACGAAAAUUUAAGGUUGAAAUAUUUCCCAAAUUCCCUAACAAAAAAUGCUUUCACUUGGUUCACAACUCUUCCCCCCCGUUCGAUUCAGCAUUGGACUCAAUUGGAAAGGGCUUUCCAUGAACAGUUUUAUAUGGGCCAAUCCAAGAUUAGUUUGAAGGAAUUGGCCAGUGUGAGGAGAAAGACACCAGAGUCCAUAGAUGAUUAUCUGAAUCGAUUUAGGCUACUCAAGGCCAGAUAUACACAACAUCUAAGAGACAUGGCACAAUUAGCAGAUAGGGUAAGACAAGUCGAACGCCUUAAGGCUGAAAAGGCCAGAUCAUCAAAGUUUCAAAAGAGGGAAAAGAUUGCUUAUGUCGAAACUAUGGAUGAUGAUGAUGAGGAAUAUGUAAUAAAUUAUGGAGACAUAGAGGAUAAUGAAAUCAAUGUGGCCGAACUAAAACCUGGCCCUCCUUAUGUCUGUAAGUUAUUAAAACCUUCGAAUGGGAAAAAUCCUGUCGAACCUAAGAAUGAUAAAUUUGUUGCUAAAACUUAUUCAUUUGAUAUAACCAAAUGUGAUGAAAUAUUCGAUUUGUUGGUUACUGAUGGCCAAAUUGUUGUUCCAAAGGGAUUGAAAGUGCCUCCCCUUGAACAACAAAAGAAAAGAGGUUUCUGCAAAUUUCAUAAUUUUUUGGGUCAUAAAACCUCACAAUGUGUUCUUUUCAGGGAUCUGGUUCAAAAGGCUUUAAAAGAUGGAAGGCUGAAGUUUGGAGAGAAAUCCGGACACAAGAUGAGAAUUGACGAAGACCCACUACAAAUAUCUGAUGCUUCCUAUGUGGAACCGGUCGAAUGCUUGAUGAUCGAUGCCAUAGACUUAUCAGGAGGCGCUCAAUUAGUUUCUAUUCCAGAGAAUGAGUACUAUGAGAAAAUGAAAGUAGUAUAUCCUGGGGCUGAAGAGGAACUGAUUGAUUUUCUACAAAGGUGCAAGCUUAACAAGUCUGAGGUAAUGCUUUGCCCAAGGUGCAGUGCUGUAUUCGACAAGAAGGCUACUGAGGGCCUUAACAAGUUUAUACCAUUCAGAAGAAACAAAGAGAAUUGGCCAAACUCAAGGCCAAUGAAAAAACAGAACAUGGCGCAUGCUAAACCAAUACAUCAAAGGUUGGGCAACCCAAAUACUUUUGUGCCAUCCAACAAAUCACCAAUGAACAAAUGGGUUCAUGGUCAGGCAUCUAACUUUGUCAGAAAUUCUGUUGACAAGGGCAGUUCGAGUCAUUCUGUUGAUUCGAAGAAGUAUGUUUACAGAAACAAUUACAAGGGAAAGAAUCCCAUGACCCGCACACAAUGGCGUAGGCAUCAGCGCCAACAAAGGCUCUCCCUUCAAGUGGCCCAAAAGACUGAAGACAACAAAGGAAAGCAGGUUGUCGAAGUGGCUAGAAGGCCUUUGAAAGAAAGAUUGACUCAACCAGAGGAUGAUCAAAAGGUUGAGAAUGAGUUUGAAGGAGAGAACAUGGAAGAUGAGGAUCUCCUCGAUUCAGAUCCUGAAUUUGAUGUGCUGGUGAACGUAGUUUCGAUCCUCCCUGCUGAAUAUGACGUGUGGUCAGAAGUGACCGAAGGGGAGGAUGAAUUCAAUGAGUCUGAACUGGCUUUGCACAAGCCAAUGUGUUAUUAUGUAAUGAAUAAUGGCUGCUUAGAGGAACAGAUGGCCAAUUUUGAGAGGCCAACUGAGGGAAUGAAGAAUCAUUUGAAACCCCUCUUUAUUCAGGCCAAAGUAAACAAUGUGGGGGUCAACAAAGUGUUGAUCGAUGGAGGAGCAGCAGUAAACCUGAUGCCAGAAUUCAUGAUUACCAAGAUUGGUAAAUUUUCUACUGACUUGCACCCCCACAACAUCGUUCUUUCGAAUUACGAAGGCGAGACUGGUUUCUCGCUGGGGGCAAUUCAAGUCGAUGUGGCAGUUGGCAGCACUGUUAGGCCAACUUUGUUUUUGGUUGUAGCAUCGAAGGCCAAUUAUAAUCUGCUUCUAGGAAGGGAGUGGAUACAUGGUGUUGGAGCAGUGCCUUCGACUCUCCAUCAGAGAGUGAGUAUUUGGAGAGAUGAUGGUGUGGUAGAAAAUAUCGAAGCAGACCAAAGUUAUUUUAGGGCUGAAACACACCACAUAACCAAGCAUUCGUUUGAUAAAAAAUUGGCGAAUAUAUCGCCAUGCACUGAACAGGGAUAUGCCUAUGCCCCUGCUGAUAAUGUCUAUCAUUCCGUCAAAUUGGAUCCAACUCAUGGAUUCAUUUGGGAGAGAGAGGAGAUAGAUGAAGGUCCACAUGUGGAUGAAGGCAAAGUCCGCCCAACUGGGUGGGACCUUGAAGAAUACUACGAUGACUGA